UAAUGCAUCUUUUUGAGACGGUGAAGACAGAACCAUGUGGUGCUUUGUUCUAGCCUGUCCCACACAAUUGUAGACAACAAUUUUCAAAGAGGGUUCAAACUCAUUCAUUGAUCUUUCUAUAUAUACUAUACACAUAACCUAUUAUUUCUAUCAUUAACAAGAACCAAGCAAUAUAUCCAAUUACUUUAAUCUUUUCAUAAAUCUUCACGAGCCUCAAAAAGAAUUUCAAACUUUAAAGAAAGAGAUGGCUUUGAUGAGAAGUCUACUGGGUGCAAAGAAGAUUCUUAGAGCGGUAACAAGCAAAGGGGAAACCUCUGCGACACCAAAAGGGUUUCUUGCGGUGUACGUAGGAGAGAGUCAGAAGAAGAGAUAUGUAGUGCCAAUCUCAUACCUGAGCCAACCUUCCUUUCAAGCUCUACUCGGUAAAUCUGAAGAAGAGUUUGGGUUUGAUCAUCCAAUGGGUGGACUAACGAUUCCUUGUCCGGAAGAUACAUUUGUCAAUGUGACUUCUCGGUUCCAGUGAUGAUUACUUGACUAUCAAGUUUUGUUAUGGGAGUUAUAGAAAUCGACAUUCAUUGUAAAUAGAUGACCUUUUUCUCUCUCUUCUUCAAAUAUUUGUUCUAAAGUUUAGAAAGUGAGUGCCAUUUUUAUGCAAUAGGCACUAUCAUGUGAAUACAUUUUGGAACGAUCAUAAUA
This is a messenger RNA of Brassica rapa (field mustard), 696 nucleotides long. Its product is annotated as auxin-responsive protein SAUR21. Gene Ontology annotation, biological process: response to auxin. NCBI's taxonomy places the organism in Eukaryota, Viridiplantae, Streptophyta, Magnoliopsida, Brassicales, Brassicaceae. The record is from RefSeq and is a predicted model, not a curated record.